Messenger RNA from Rotaria socialis, 1992 nucleotides. The record is from the annotation of a GenBank genome assembly. NCBI's taxonomy places the organism in Eukaryota, Metazoa, Rotifera, Eurotatoria, Philodinida, Philodinidae.
AUGAUAUCAUUGUCAUUAUCGUUAUCGUCAAAGUCAAUUCUUCGAAAAUCAAUUCAACGCCGACAAAGUGAUCUUCCAUAUUGUGAUGCUAUUGAAGGCUUCGAAUGUAAAUGUUCGUCUUUUCGUGUAACAUGUACAACAACUCGUGAUUUAUCAUCGCCAGUAAACAUAUUAGAAAGUGAAAAACAUAAAUAUCAAUCAGUUGAAAUAGUUAUUGCAGCUUCACUUGAUAUUAAAGUUAAUGAUCAGACAUUUGAACCAAUAAAACAAUUAUAUAAAAAUGAUCCUGAUAGUUUAGAAUUUCGUGUGAAGUUUGAAAAAUUUACUGGUCUUCAUUUAUCAUCACCUGGAAUAUUUAACCGAGUAUUUCCAGAUAACUUAUCAUCGGAUAUACGAAAACAUAUGGCAUUAGAAAUUUACAAUCCCGAAGUAGCACCAAGUGACGAUUUAUAUUUGUUUAAAAAUUUAAAUGUUGAUGCAUUAGAAGUUUAUGCAUUAUAUCCGUUUCAUGGUUCAUUUCAACAAUUAUUUGAUGGCGCAAAUAUUAAAUAUUUACGUUUAAGUGGUGGUGAUAUUCGUUCUGAUUUAUCUAAACCAUUUACAGGAAAUAUUGCUCGUUUAGAAUUAGCUAAACAAGCCAGUACAUUAUCAGUACAAAAUUUUCCUAUUUAUCCAGCACAUGAAUUAAUUAUAAAUGCUUUUUAUAUCACUGAAUUUAAUAAUGAAUAUCCACCAAAUUAUUCGAAUUUAGGUGAAUUGCGAGUGUAUAGCACUGAACGUAUACCAGCGAAUGCUUUUCAACAAUUUCCCAACAUUCAUACAUUAUCAAUAACAACUGAUCGAGAUAUUGAUCCAAAAUCGUUACAUGGUUUAAAUCAUUUAGAAAAACUAACCGUAAAAGAAGCUAAACCAUCAAUAACACUUUUAAAUAAUCAGCCAAGUAUUAAAGAAUUUGAAACAAACGUUGAAAAAUUAGAUGAAGAAGAACAAUGCCAAUUAAUUUCUAAAUUAGCUGAUGGACAAAUUGCUGUUCAAACUAUUCCAAAUGGUCGUGAAUGCACAUGUAUUAUUGCUUAUUUAAAUUCAGCUGUAGGACGAACACCAUGUGAUAUACAAGAUUGUGAUCGUUCAACAUGUUCUGCUAUUAAAAAUAAUUAUGAUUCAACAACACAUUUAUUUAAAUCUCCACCUUCAAUUCAACGUGCGGAUGGUACAGAUGCUUUGCAUCAACGCCAAUCAAAAGUUUAUACAACAUCAUAUCAAGUAUUAGAUUCCGAUCGUGAAAAGCUUCAUCUAAUUAUACCACAGCAUCCACAACAAGAACCUGAUAAUCAAACACCUUCGGACAACGAACAACAUGAAAAUCAUGAAAAACCAGACACUCAUCCUUCAUGGUCUACUUUACCGGAUAUAAAUCAUGUUGGCGAUAUAGAUGAUGAGGAAAAAUCACUUCCAUAUGACUAUUCAACAAAUAGAGAAUAUAAUCAAAAUGAUAAAUCUCAAUCGGAACAUUUGUCUAAUGAAGAUUAUUCAAAUCAUUUUGACGGCAACAAUGAUCGACAAACAACAAAAUCUUUUCAGUCGGAUGAUGAAAGAGAUAAUACUACUCCUGUUUCAUCUCAAGAUGAAUCGCAGACAGAUCAGGAUCAAGACGAUGAUCGUCGAGUAGAUGAACAAGGUAAAUUAAAUGAAGGUGAAGAUAAUCAACAAGAAGAAAAAAAUAAUGAAAAUCAAACUAAUGGAGAAAAUAAUCAGGCAAGUUCAUCCGAUUCAAAUGUUGAUAGUACUGGAAAUAAUGAUAAACAAACAGGCGGUUCAUCAGCACCACCAAAGAAAGGAAUGAACUGGUUACCAAUAAUAAUUAUUGCUGCAGCUAUUCUUACUCUUCUUCUUAUUGGUAUAAUUAUUUUAGUGUUACGUAAACGCAAUACUAAGAAAGGAUAUGGUCCGACAGCAACAAAUGAUCAAUCAGCAACAACACCUCGAGCAUAA